AAGUUGGGUGUGCAGUAAUGGAUCAAGGUCAGGAUUCAGCUAUGCAAGAAAAUGAAAAUGCAAGAGCAAUUGAAGAUGAGUACAAGAAAGCUUUUGUGUUUGUUAAUAAAGCUUUGAAUGCAGAUGAAUUGGGUCAAAUAGAAGAAGCAAAGAAUUAUUAUAGGCAGGGGCUUACUCACUUAUGCAAAGGAGUUAGUAUUCCAUCAGAAGGUCUUGAAGGCACCAAGGGCUAUGCUGUACCUAUUAGGCAAAUGCAGCAAAAGAUGAGAGAAACUUUAGAAAAUGUUACUGCUCGUUUGAGACUUCUAGAUGAAAAUUCUCAAGCAAGCAUCACUGCCAUUAGUUCCAAUAUAAGGAUGCCCAGAUUAUACCCAACAAUUCCAUCUAAAGAAAAGACUGAGAGGCCUUCGGUGCCCAGCUCAUUGACAUCACCCCCUCAACCACUUUCAAGCCAUGGAAAUAUUGGAUCUACAAGCCAAGUGCAGAUGGCUGCAGUGAAUCCAUCAACUUCAAUGCCCAAUGAAGCACCUCCUGCCUAUACUCCAGAGGCCACUGAUGGCCACUAUACUGUGUCUUAUGGGACAGAAUCUGGGGAAUUCUCAUCUGUUGGAGAUGAUUACUAUACAAAAUGUACUCAGCCACCUCCUGUUGAUAAUUUUGGAGUAGAUGCUGAUGAAUUAAUCCUCAUUCCCCAUGGUGUGCAGAUUUUCUAUGUCACCCCUGAUGGACAAGUUAGUGCUCCCUCCUAUCCUGGAUAUCUUCGCAUUGUAAAGUUUUUGGAUACAGAUGUUGCAACAGCCCAGAAUCAUCCUCCUGCUUUCCUUCAGGUUUGUGACUGGCUAUAUCCCCUUAUGUGCGGCCAGUCACCUGUUCUCUCAUGCAGCUCUGGAGUAUAUAUGUUCCCCGAUAUGAUGUCACGGGUAUCAGGAUCCUAUGUAGGAGUAGUGUUGUCUUCAGAGCUUCCAAUCGCUGAACGAGAACUAUUUGAAGAUCUGCUGAAACAGAUGACUGACCUUAGAAUACAGGGUCCAAGAUCCCAUGAGGGAAUAGGGUUUCCAUCAGGAUGCCAAAGAUCUUACAAAGAACUUAUUGAGGAUAUAUUAAAACAGAUAUCAGAUCUUGGAACUAAGAAUGCUGAAGCUUCAAGUGAUGUGAUCAACCUUGGUCAGACUGUACAUAUUCAACCAAUGCCUGAAGAGAGAGAUCGUGAAUUACCUGACUGGAGUGAGAAAAUAGCACAUGGCAUCUUAUCAGUUGAAGGUGUUUGUUCUGUGGCAAGUUGUGUUGGCAGAGAGUUAGCCCCUCAUGUGAAGAAACACGGAAGCAAACUGGUUCCAGAAUCCCUUAAGAAAGACAAAGAUGGAAAAUCAACUUUGGAUGGUGCUCUAGUUGUAGCAGCAAGCGGAAUUCAAGGGUUUUCGACAGUUUGGCAGGGUUUGGAAUGUGCUGCAAAAUGCAUUGCUAAAAAUGUAUCUACUGAGACAGUUCAGACAGUCAAGUACAAGUAUGGGAAUGAUGCUGGCCAAGCUACAAAUAAUGCUGUGAGUUCUGCCAUCAAUGUUGGUGUAACAGCGUUUAAUAUUGACCAUAUUGGAAUCAAAGCUAUGGUCAAGAAAACUGCAAAGGAAACAGGCAACACACUCCUGGAUGAUUAUAAGAUUACCGAAAAGGAUGAAAAUAAAGCUCUACAAAAGAGAGAGAAAAAAGAUGAACACUAAAUCUGUGCAACUGAAUUGCCAAAAGCCUUAAUAUAUAUUUAAAUGAAAUGAAUUAACAGAUUUGGUAUUUUUAUAAUCUUAAACUAUUUGGACUCAAUUUAUCAGACUUGAAGAUUAACCUUUUCUAAAAAUUAUUUCUGUUCCCAUAACUCCAAUAUUGCAGCCUCUUCCAGCCCAGAAUUUUCCAUAUGUGAAACCAAUUUCUAGCUAACAUGGUAAAACUUUAACACAUCUGGAGAGCACCAGAUUGCAAAAAGCCAAUUUAAGUGAAAACUAAAUUUGCAAUAGCAUUUAACUUGCACAAGAAAAAACAACUCCUUUUUAAGUUGUAAAAUGGAGUAUUAGAACUUAACUUGAUAUAUACUGUUUUAAAAACUUCUACUUCAUUUUCCCCCGAAUCUUAUUUCAAUAGUUAUUGAAACUGUACUGUCUGAUUAGGUAGUGUACAUAUUUGAACUUUAUUACAUAAACAACUGAUUAAGCUAUCAAAUUAUUGAUAAGCUAUCAAAAUCAAUUCCAAUUCUACAGAAACCAAAGAUUGAUAUUUUACUAUUAAUGUUAUUAGUUUAAUUUAGUUUAGUUUAAACCAGCUUUAUGAAAUCCUAGUUUUAAUUGGAAUAGAUGGCAAAAUUCUUAACUACUUUUGUUGGCAAAAUAUGAUGCUGAAAUAACUGAAUUCUAUGAAAAAAGAUUUUUGCUCAAAAAAGUAAGGCUCCAUUUAUGGAUGAAGAAAAAGCUUUAUAUUCUAUAUUUAUUAUAAGAUAAUUUAUUAUAAAUUAUUUUAUUGAGAGGUCUGCAUUAUUCAGAAGUAUAUCUUGUUGCCUUGUAAGAGAAUGAAAUUCAUUUUCUGUUAGACAUUGACAUUUCCUUCUUAAUAUGAAAAAGCAGUUGCUAUUAAUGUAGAAUUUCCAACUUUUAGAGGUUACUUCUGAUUUUGAUAUUGAAUUUAAAUAGUGGUGGUCAAAUGUGAUAGCAAAAAGAUAGCACGUCCAUUGGUUUAGGAGCUAAGCACUUGAAAUGACUUAUGAAUUUAAAAUU
This is a messenger RNA of Protobothrops mucrosquamatus (brown spotted pit viper), 2756 nucleotides long. RefSeq names its product spartin (gene SPART). Lineage: Eukaryota; Metazoa; Chordata; Lepidosauria; Squamata; Viperidae. Bases 18 to 1718 code for a protein of 566 amino acids. Gene Ontology annotation, cellular component: plasma membrane. The transcript is spliced from 8 exons. The record is from RefSeq and is a predicted model, not a curated record. Gene Ontology annotation, biological process: negative regulation of BMP signaling pathway; cell division.